AUGACAGACACAAAGCAAUACAUCUACCUCCCCGAAACAGCCCCCCAUCUCGCCACAAUCCUCAGCUUCCCAUCCCGCUGCUCCACAUUCCCAGCCCUCCACAACGCAACAUGCAACGAGAUAAUCGAGCUAGCCGCAACAAUCGCCCACUUCGAGCCCGUCCGCCUACACGUCCGACCUGAAGAUGUGCAAAAAGCCCAAUCCCUGCUGAACCAUCGCAUGGCCUCCGCGCCCUCCACCGAAAGGGACCGCAUCACCCUCAUCCCGGCCCCAACAAACCACAUCUGGGUCCGCGAUACCGGCCCCAUGUACGUGCGGGACGCGACGGAUCCAUCCAUGCGCGCGGCAAUUGACUUCCGCUUCUGUGAGUGGGGGAAUAGCAUCGGCGAGUUGAUCUACAACAACAGUCCCGAUAAGAAGGGUGCUCUGCCCGACGGUUCAGACUGGCCGGUCCUUGAUGCUGAGCGUCGGGCGGAGAAUACGGCGUUCGCGGAGCGCGUGUUGGAGUUGGAGGGGGCAGGUGUGCCGCGGGUUGUGUCAAGGGUGAGGUUGGAAGGUGGUGGGAUUGAGAUGGACGGGGAAGGGACGUUUAUGGCGAUGGAGAGUAGUGUGACUGUUCCGUCGAGGAAUGAGGGGGUCUCGAAGGAGGAGAUUGAGAGUGAGCUGCGGCGGUUGUGUGGGGUGAAGAAGUUCAUUUGGAUUCCUGGGAGGGAAGGGUUGGAUAUCACGGAUUAUCAUAUUGAUGCCGAGGCGAGGUUUAUUCGGCCCGGUGUGGUGGUUGUCGGCAAGCCGCAUGUUAAGUGUCGGAAGGUGUUUUGGGAUGUUUAUCAUGAGAUGCGAGAGAUUCUGGAUGUGGCGACUGAUGCACAGGGUCGCAAGCUUGAGGUUAUUGAUAUCGAGGAGCCGGACCCGGAACUCGUUCAGGGCGAUGUUCCCGGUGAAGAGAAGGAUGUGGCUGCAUCGUAUGUGAAUUUCUACUUUACGAAUGGCGGGCUGGUGAUUCCUGCUUUUGGAGAUGCCGAGAUGGAUCAGAGGGCGCUGGAGACGCUGCAAAACUUGGUUCCUGAGAGGGAGGUUCGGCAGGUUGCGGUGAACGCGUUGCCUAGAACGGGGGGUGUAUUGCACUGUACUACACAGCAGGUACUGUGA
This is a messenger RNA of Penicillium argentinense, 1149 nucleotides long. Its product is annotated as agmatine deiminase family protein. The record is from RefSeq and is a predicted model, not a curated record. Gene Ontology annotation, molecular function: agmatine deiminase activity; protein-arginine deiminase activity. Lineage: Eukaryota; Fungi; Ascomycota; Eurotiomycetes; Eurotiales; Aspergillaceae. Gene Ontology annotation, biological process: putrescine biosynthetic process. The coding region runs from base 1 to 1149 and encodes 382 amino acids. The transcript has a single exon.